AUGAUCAUGAACCAUGCACUAGAGAUCCCAAGACCACCUACCUUCCUUGUGCAAACAAUGGACGCAGAGGAACUGGCAGUCUCUACCGAUCUAUUCCCCGCCAUGGAAUAUCCGUUGUAUAAAUGCUUGGCCCCUGGUCAGAAAUUUGAGAAAGAUAUGCCACGAGAGAUGAUGCUACGCUUCAUCAAAGCAGGAGAGAAAGCAGCACCGAAACAAAAACAAGAAGCGGCAUCAAAAUGGAUUGGAUGGAACAUGCCGUUUGGAUCAAAAUUACUGCCUAUAACCGAUUACAAAGGUCAGCGUGAGCGAGUAAGAAAGACACAUGAAACAUGCACCGGUUUCUAA
Messenger RNA from Phytophthora infestans T30-4, 345 nucleotides. RefSeq lists its product as uncharacterized. Bases 1 to 345 code for a protein of 114 amino acids. Lineage: Eukaryota; Oomycota; Peronosporomycetes; Peronosporales; Peronosporaceae. The record is from RefSeq and is a predicted model, not a curated record. The transcript is spliced from 3 exons.